Messenger RNA from Brassica napus (rape), 1273 nucleotides. Its product is annotated as bZIP transcription factor 11. Gene Ontology annotation, cellular component: nucleus. The transcript has a single exon. The record is from RefSeq and is a predicted model, not a curated record. Gene Ontology annotation, molecular function: DNA-binding transcription factor activity; transcription cis-regulatory region binding. Lineage: Eukaryota; Viridiplantae; Streptophyta; Magnoliopsida; Brassicales; Brassicaceae. The coding region runs from base 546 to 1010 and encodes 154 amino acids. Gene Ontology annotation, biological process: positive regulation of DNA-templated transcription.
UUCACAUUCCCCCUUCUCUCCUCUUCUCUCUUCGAUAAUUUCGCCUUUCUUCUUCUUCUUCUUCUAUCUCAUUGUUUCUUCCUCGAUCAAGAUUCAUUUUCAAAGAUCUCAUAUCUUGUGGGAUUAAUCAAUAAAAAUAGUUAGAAAAAAACAUUGAUGCUUAACCAGCAGUUCUUGGUCUUUGAGACACAUGUCUCCAAUUAUACUCAGUGAGAUCUUCCUCUCUGGGUUUAUGCUAAACUCCACAGUCAGGCGCAGGACCCAUCUCGUUCAAUCUUUCUCUGUUGUCUUCCUUUACUGGCUUUACUACGUCUCAUAGUUUCUGAAACUCUCCAAGCAUAAUUAAUCUUUCAUAUAUAUUAUAUACUCUUAUAACUAUAUCAAAACCCUAGCUAGUUAUCUUUAAAAUAUAUUUUCUUUUGUUUACAUUUAGUUUUUUUUUGUCAUCAAUCUUGGUCCUGUCCUGUUUUAAAUUGACCCUAAAAACCAUUUAAAAAAAAAUAUUAUAUCUCUUCUCUUUGGAGGCUUGUUUGUUAGCUUACUGCAUGGAAUCGUCGUCGUCGGGAACAACUUCGUCGGCGAUUCAAACGUCCUCCGGGUCAGAGGAGUAUCUCAUGGAGCAGAGGAAACGUAAGAGGAUGCUCUCAAACCGUGAGUCAGCGAGGAGAUCAAGGAUGAAGAAACAGAAACUCCUCGACGAUCUAACGGCUCAGGUUAACCAGCUCAAGAAAGAGAACAACGAGCUCGUGACAAGUGUCAGCAUCACGACGCAGCACUACUUGACCGUGGAAGCAGAGAACUCUGUUCUUAGAGCUCAGGUCGAUGAACUCAGCCACAGGCUCGAAUCUCUCAACGACAUCCUCGGGUUCUUAGAAAAUACCAACGGGGUUUGUCCGAACCCUCUGACUGGUCCAGAGUCAGAUGACUUCCUCGUGAAUCAAAUGAAUAUGAACAUGUUUCAUAUGAUGAACCAGCCUCUCAUGGCAUCUUCUGAUGCUUUGCUGUAUUAGAAAUGUGGACCAAACAAAGAACCUCGAAAUUACGUAAUGGGACCGUUUCUUUGUCAGAUUUUAAGAUAUGUCCAAAGAGAAAGAGAGAGAUAUGUAUAAAUGGGUAUGUUGUUUGAUUGUUCUAGUAUUUCAUUUUCUUGUUGUGCUUUGUUCCGUCUUUGGCGCUAGGUAUUAAAAGCAUCUUUAUGAGUGUGUUUGUAAUAAAGACUCUGUUGCCGCAUGAGUACAAAGUGUUUUCUUAAUACUAUUGUAGUAUACUUUUA